AAAGCUAGGACGUCCCCCUUUGUACUGCAGAUCCCAAAGUUACUAGAGAGUAUACAUGAUUGUUGGUGUACUGACAUAGUUAGGCAAGCACUGCUUCGCUCAGUCGCCUAGGUUAACUGAACCUGACAAGGCAUUGCAAUACACUGAAGUGUACUAGAUUGUUCACGUUUUAACGGCUAAACGAACGUUACGCAGUUGACAUUAUCUGUUUAUCUUGUCACUUGGAUAGCUGAAACAAAACGGCAAACAUGGUUGCUAUGACAAAGAAAGUGAAGACCUUCGAAGUUAUCUUCAGCGACCCCAGCAAGGUGUUCUACUGCAGCGGGGACAAAGUCGCCGGCAGGAUCGUGGUGGAAGUGAACGAGAAUACCAGGGUUUCCUCAAUGAAAGUGGUCGGAGUUGGUUCCGCUAAAGUGGAGUACCCGAAGGGCAAACGGCGCUGCCGCGAAGAGAUGGAAUACCUUAAGUACGACGAAAUACUCCGACUGGACGACCAUCCCACUGACACUGAUGGAUCCGUCAUCCUGAGGCCUGGAAACAAGUACGAGUACACAUUCGGGUUCGAGCUGCCCCAGCAAGGUCAGCUGGUGUCCUCCUACAAGGGCAAGUUCGGCUUUGUCCAGUACUUCGUCAAGGCCUCCAUGGAGAGGCCAGCCCACCCUGUCAUGGAGUGCAAGAAGUUUUUCGAGGUGGAGGAGCCCCUGGACGUCAACACUCCCGACCUGAUGUCUCCCUCCAGUGGGAUGAAGGAGAAGAAGGUCACCUGCAUGUUCAUCCCCGACGGCCAGGUGUCCCUCAACGCCAAGAUCGACCGCAAGGGCUUCUGUGAGGGCGAGGAGAUCCUCAUCGACGCCCGCUUCGAGAACACCUGCUCCCGCAUUGUGGUGCCCAAGGCGGCCAUCGUGGCCAAGCACACCUACCAGGCCAACGGCCGCACCAAGCUCUUCCGGCAGAAGCUGUCCUCCGUUCGCGGGAACCACAUCAUCUCCGGCAUGGGCGACGCCUGGCAGGGGAAGACCAUCCGUGUGCCCAAGAUCAAACCCUCCAUCCUGGGCUGCAACAUCCUGCGUGUGGAGUAUGCGCUCAUGAUCUACGUGCACAUCCCCGGCAGUGACAAGCUGAUCCUGGAGCUGCCGCUGGUGAUCGGCUCGGGCACGUCCAGCGGCUUCAGCAGCCGCACCAGCAGCAUGAGCAGCCAGGACGGCAGCCAGGCCUCCAACAGCUGGGUGUCGCUGCAGAUGCCCUCGGCCCCGCCCAGCUACUGUGACAUCACGCGCGACUGCCGCCUGGAGUCGCCGCUCACGCCGCUGCUGGACGACUACGACGGCGGAGACAGCCCCAUCUUCAUGAACGCGCCGCCCCAGUUCCAGUUCCCCCCGCCGCCCGCCUACACCGAGGUUGACGAGGAGCCGAACGCCAACAGCGCUCGCAUGCUGCCCGUCUGCUGAGGACGGGAAGUUUCCAGAACUUUUUAAAGCCCUGCCGAAUUUGGGGCGCUUAAGAGAGGACGGACCCUGCGAAGGGUCACCGUGGAGGAGGAGGGCCGGCUGCGGAAGGGCUUGCGAGGGAACGCCGUCCGGGAGAAAGGACUUGUGGGAAGUUUAGCGGGACACGAGAGGGGGUUGGCGGGGGAACGCGGUCUGUCAAGAGAGAGACCCCCCCCCCCCCCCCCC
Molecule: messenger RNA, 1673 nt
Organism: Conger conger (European conger)
Lineage: Eukaryota; Metazoa; Chordata; Actinopteri; Anguilliformes; Congridae
Product: thioredoxin-interacting protein-like
Exons: 6
Coding region: 249-1448 (399 amino acids)
Biological process (GO): protein transport
Cellular component (GO): cytoplasm
Molecular function (GO): ubiquitin protein ligase binding
Source: RefSeq, a predicted model, not a curated record